AUGAGCAUACUACUGCAGUCUGGCCUCUUUGGCCUUGUGAGAGAGCUCGACAUUCCUGGCGAGAUAUCCCAGAGGAAGAUAUACCCUUUUGAGUUUCAAAACGUGGAGAUGCAGUAUGAGUCGUACAACGGUGUCAACGUUAGACUGGGGUACAUUUUGAGAGUGACUGUCAGUCGAAAUUAUUCGUCCAACAUUGUCAAGGAGAAGGACUUUUGGAUGGAGGUUGGCAUUGAGGACUGUUUACACAUCGAGUUCGAGUACAACAAAUCGAAGUACCACCUGAAGGAUGUAGUAAUAGGGAAAAUCUACUUCUUACUGGUUAGAAUCAAGAUAAAGCACAUGGAGCUGGAGAUAAGGCGACGUGAAUCAACAGGUUCAGGGCCGAAUACUUACAAUGAGAGCGAGACGCUUGCCAAGUAUGAAGUCAUGGAUGGAGCUCCAGUAAGAGGCGAGUGUAUACCCAUCCGGCUCUUCCUCAGCCCAUAUGAUCUAACACCCACCUACCGCAAUAUCAACAACAAAUUUUCAGUCAAGUACUUUCUUAACUUGGUGCUUGUGGACGAGGAGGAUCGUCGAUACUUCAAGCAGCAGGAGAUCACCUUAUUCCGAGCUGAGUGA
Molecule: messenger RNA, 618 nt
Organism: Closterium sp. Naga37s-1
Lineage: Eukaryota; Viridiplantae; Streptophyta; Zygnematophyceae; Desmidiales; Closteriaceae
Source: the annotation of a GenBank genome assembly